AAGAUAUCAAUGUGCCAUUUUUAAUCGUCAUCUUAAUUCCGUUAAUUUAGGCAGUGGGAAGAUUUUAGAGAUUACGAAACUAAAUCCAAUUCCAGAUAGAGCACCCAGUGUGUUAUAUAGCAAACCAAAUCAGAAAGCUCUUAUUGGACAUUAUAUUGACAUACAAUGUAUCUUUGGUGGCAAGCCGAUACCAUCUAUAUCGUGGAAAAACAAUGAGUUACAAGCAAUUACAAGUAACUCUGAUAAAUAUGAAUUUAUCGACACUUUACGACGCGUUUUACGAGUUAAAAAUAUCCAGGAGUCAGACGAAGGAACUUUCACUUGUGAAGGUGCAAAUACUCAAACAAAUACAGCAACAACAGCUCUUAAUGUCACAUCUCGUCCUAUCUGGGAAAAGUCCUUAUCGUCAAUUACGGUUGCAGCAACAAGAGAUGCUAGUAUGACCUGUCAAGCAAAAUCAGUAAUAAGGGAGAAUCCACCAGGACCACCAGAAUGGUUUGAAAAUGGAGCCCCCAUUCCAAACGAUAAAUUUGACAGUGGUAAAUAUGUGUUCGGUAAUGAUCAACAGAUAUUGAAGGUGACAAAUCUUGUAAAACCAGAUGAUACUACAUGCUUCCAGUGUAAAGUUACCAACUCGGAGGGUUUUCGAUUUGCUGAUGGAUGUCUGGAUGUCAUAGAACCCAUUGUGAUUACAUCAAGACCUCCAGCUGUUCAGGAGAUAUUGAAAGGUGAUAUCGUCAAUUUGACUGUUAUGGCCCAGACUAACUCUCCAUGGCCGAUUCAGUAUAAAUGGCUCUUUAACAAUCAGACUUAUGAUGAUAAGCCACCUUUUGUUACUUACAAUGAAACAUCUAAAUACGCAUACAUCAACACAGAGGAUUUAUCGUUUGAGGAUUAUCGUACUAUUAAUGGAACGUACAUACGGAUGGUGUAUAAUGUACAUGAAAAAAUCAAUGUUACAAUUCAAGUUAUCUUGAAAGAAGUUGAAAGACUUCAAACUCCGAAGAUUACAGAACCUGAUGUCGCGAAAACAAUAUAUUACAAAGCCACGGAUGAAGUGAUAUUAGUAUGUCAAGCAGAAGCAAAUCCUCAAGCUCAAUAUGAAUGGAUGAAAGACGGUCAGACUAUAGUAAGUGACUUUAUAAAACAAGAUCCAAUUACUGGUGAACUACAGAUAGCCUCUUUAACUCGCAGAGAGACAGGAAAAUACCAAUGUUUCGCUUCUAAUCAAAUUGGAACGAAAACAAUAAAAUCCAUGUCACCCAUCAUAACAGUCGACUUGGCAUAUCUAAACAGUUGGGUGGACACUCCAAGGAUACAAGCAACAGAAGGGGAAGCAGUUCAGCUGACAUGUGACAAUGUACCUUUAUGUAAUCCGCCUGGGCAGUUUAAAUGGUAUAAAGGUGACGACGAAAGUAGCGAAGUUGUACAGGAUGACAGAAUAGCUAUAGAUGCAGAGGGAACUCUUCAUUUCGUCUAUGUAACAAAAGCUGAUGAUUUAAGUGGAUUAAAGUAUCAAUGUGCCAUUUUUAAUCGUCAUCUUAAUUCCAUUAAUUUAGGCAGGGGGAAGAUUUUAGAGAUUACGAAACUAAAUCCAAUUCCAGAUAGAGCACCCAGUGUGUUAUAUAGCAAACCAAACCAGAAAGCUCUUAUUGGACAUUAUGUUGACAUACAAUGUAUCUUUGGUGGCAAGCCGAUACCAUCUAUAUCGUGGAAAAACAAUGAGUUACAAGCAAUUACAAGUAACUCUGAUAAAUAUGAAUUUAUCGACACUUCACGACAAGUUUUACGAGUUAAAAAUAUCCAGGAGUCAGACGAAGGAACUUUCACUUGUGAAGGUGCAAAUACUCAAACAAAUACAGCAACAACAGCUCUUAAUGUCACAUCUCGUCCUAUCUGGGAAAAGUCCUUAUCGUCAAUUACGGUUGCAGCAACAAGAGAUGCUAGUAUGACCUGUCAAGCAAAAUCAGUAAUAAGGGAGAAUCCACCAGGACCCCCAGAAUGGUUUGAAAAUGGAGCCCCCAUUCCAAACGAUAAAUUUGACAGUGGUAAAUAUGUGUUCAGUAAUGAUAAACAGAUAUUGAUGGUGACAAAUCUUGUAAAACCAGAUGAUACUACAUGCUUCCAGUGUAAAGUUACCAACUCGGAGGGUUUUCGAUUUGCUGAUGGAUGUCUGGAUGUCAUAGAACCCAUUGUGAUUACAUCAAGACCUCCAGCUGUUCAGGAGAUAUUGAAAGGUGAUAUCGUCAAUUUGACUGUUAUGGCCCAGACUAACUCUCCAUGGCCGAUUCAGUAUAAAUGGUUCUUUAACAAUCAGACUUAUGAUGAUAAGCCACCUUUUGUUACUUACAAUGAAACAUCUAAAUACGCAUACAUCAACACAAAGGAUUUAUCGUUUGAGAAUUAUCGUACUAUUAAUGGAACGUACAUACGGAUGGUGUAUAAUGUACAUGAAAAAAUCAAUGUUACAAUUCAAGUUAUCUUGAAAGAAGUUGGAAAUAACUUUCUUCAAAAACUUUAAACAAAGUGGCGGAUGUAAUGCAGGAGUAUGCUUACAUAUUUCCAAACACCUAACACUACUUUUCAUGUGGACGUAUUAUGCCGUCGCCCCUGUCCGUCCGUCCGUCCACAAUUGUUUGUGGACUCUCUACAGGUCACAAUUCUUAUCCGAUUUUGACGAAACUUGAAAUAUAUGUUAAUCCCCAAAAGAUCUCGGCUGCUUUCGAUAUUGGCAUGUAUCGGAUCGAAACUUCAUGGUUUAUGGCCCCUGAUUGUACGAAAAAUCACGUUUUUAGCUUGUGGACCCUAUAGAGGUCACAAUUUUUAUCCGAUUUUUUUAAAACUUGAAAUGUAAGUUUAUAACCCAAAGAUCUCGGUUCCUUUCGAUAUUCGCGCAUAUGGGACCGUAACUUCCUGAAUAAUGGCCCCUUAUUGUACGAAAAAUCGCGUUUUUAGCUAGUGGACCCUAUAGAGGUCAUAAUUUUUUAUCUGAUUUAAAAGACCGUAUUAUUAUAUCACCAUUACACCCUAAGGAUUGCUGAGUUCGAAUUUCGUGAAAAUCGGCCUAAAAUUGACAGACAAAAUGGCCGCCAUUCGUUCUCAAAUAGCGUAAAAAUAUGGUAUAUCAAGGUUGUGGACCCUAUAGAGGUCACAAUUUUUAUCCGAUUUUGUUGAAACUUGAAAUGUAAGUUUAUAACCCAAAUAUCUCUGUUCCUUUCGAUAUUUGCACAUAUCAGACCGUAACUUCCUAAAUUAUGGCCCCUGAUUGUACGAAAAAUCGGGUUUUAAGCUUGUGGACCCUAUAGAGGUCAUAAUUUUUAUCCGAUUUAAAAAAACGUAAUAUUAUAUCACCGUUACACCCUAAGGACGGCUGAGUUCGAAUUUCGUGAAAAUCGGCCCAAAAUUGACAGACAAAAUGGCCGCCGUUCGUUCUCAAAUAGCGUAAAAAUAUGGUAUAUCAAGGUUUUGGACCCUAUAGAGGUCACAAUUUUUAUCCGAUUUUAUUGAAACUUGAAACGUAAGUUUAUAACACAAAGAUCUCGGUUCCUUUCGAUAUUUGCGCCUAUCGAAUUGUAAUUUCCUGAAUUAUGGCCCUUGAUUGUAGGAUAAAUCACUUUCUUCUUAGCUUGUUCUCUAUCCAUCCCUCGAAAAUGUGGGCGUAUCCUGCCUGGCAGCCGCUGGUUGUUUUUUUUUAUAUACACGUGCGAAAGGUGUUAGUCUUGUAGUAAUUUUUCGUCUUUUUAAUUCUUAUAUAUAUAUAUAUAUAUACAUAUAGAUUCUAUUUACGCUUAGUUUUUUUUGUGAAUUUCAUUUCAUCAUGAUUUUUAUACAUGUAUUAAAUUUAAUCAUUUCGACAUUCCUUGUUGUAUUUGAAGUGAAAUUAGAAAUUUUGUGAUUUAGAAAAAUCUCCAUUUAGAAAUUUUGAGAUUUGGAAAAAUCUUUGUCAUUCAAAGUAAUGAAAUCUCUUUGAAUUUUAGUAAUAUAAAGUUUAAUCAUAGAAUUUGUAAUCUUAUUUUAAUUAAAAUACCAACUUAUGAAAUCUUGAUGUUAUUCAAAAUCAUUAGGCGUCGGAUAACUUCAGAUAUGGCUUCUGUGAAUAUUUCAUAAGAAGCCACCCAUACUAAUUCUGAUAAAGUUUGUCUAUUAAUUUUUGUUUGUAAUGAUUAACUUGAACACGUAUUUAGAAUUGAAAGGUAGAAUUUUUUAUAUUUUGAAAGAAAAAAAUAACCAUUCCAUCAAUUUAAUAAUUAGGCUCAUUCCAUAAAUUUUAAGUGCUGUAUGUUUUGUGUAUGAACACCCCUCUUGAAUAUGGUAAUGCUAUCCUCUUUGCUUGAGAUUUCAAGUAAUAUGGAUUUGUCCAUGUGACUAUAGAGUGGUGUUACAUAAGAUAUGAAAAGGAAAGUAUAUUUUUGAAAUGUUUUUAAUCGAUUUCAUUAUGAGUUAGCUUUUAGUUGCAUUCCAUUAGUAAAAUAAUAAGAUGUACAUUAAUAAUGCUGUUACAACUGAAGAUGCUGGGUUGAACCCAUCCGUGACAGACCUUGUAUUUCCACUGUAAUAUCUCAUUACUAAACCAAAUAAAUCUGGAUAAGCCAGGCAUCAAGCAAACCAUAAGUCUGACAUUUGAUGGUUCCCGUAGGGCUAACGAUAACAGGAAUCUCACCAGUGGAAAUACUCGAACACAGCUUAGGGCUAGUCUGAUCCUAGUUUUUGUCAUUCAGGAACAGGGAUACUGGGAGUCCAGUUCAGUCAACUGAUUUUUAAAUUUUAUACAUUUUUGACAUUCGUAAACUAUAAUUAAACAGUUAUAUAUUGAAAUGUUUUUAGAUUUUUUGGAAAUUCAAAAUCUAAUCUUAUUCAGAUUCAAUUAUUUUGAUUUCUGUAAAAAUAAAACUGUCGUUAUUUGAAAUUAGAUUAAAUUAAAUUAUAUAAAUCAUAGAAUUUGUAUAUUAUAUAAUUGUAAAAAGUUUGGAUUAUCAAGUGAUUAACUUAAGAAUAAGAUGUUAAUGUACAUUGAUAGAUUGUCAUAGAAUCAUCCUUCACCAUCUUGACAAAACCAAAACCCAUGAAAUGUUUGGACAUUAAUUUUGUUCAGCAUAUUUAAUGUUAUCAUAUUUGUCUGUUAUUUUGCUAUUCUCCUAAAAGUAUUCAGUAAUUGAAAUUAGUGAUUGAUUUUUCACACUUCAUGAGAUUUAAGAUAUUCAGAAGGACUACCAUGUCCAUAUAAGGUUAAAUAUCUUGGUGUUCUUGGAACAGCCAAGCUUUUAUUGGCAGGUUACAGUACACAAAUAUGAACACCACGCAUUGAUAAGUAAAAUUGAGUCGGUUAAAAUUUAAUAUAGGAAAGAAAAUGAAUUGAAAAAUGUCUGAUUUUAAUCUAAUUGGGAAAAGGGUUUGGUUUUGUCAAGAAGGGUAAUAUAUUUUAGUAUUAGUUAUUAUAGGUGUAGAGAUUUUUUGCUUGCCACACAAACUAACAUUUAUAUCGGAGGGAUCCUUUCCACGUAUAUUUUAUAAAUUGUUAAAAAAUCUUUUUAUAAAUAUGUCAAAUUAAUUGACAAUAAAAAAUCUCCCUUCUA
Messenger RNA from Patella vulgata (common limpet), 5573 nucleotides. Its product is annotated as neuroglian-like. The record is from RefSeq and is a predicted model, not a curated record. Bases 440 to 2521 code for a protein of 693 amino acids. Lineage: Eukaryota; Metazoa; Mollusca; Gastropoda; Patellidae. The transcript has 16 exons. Gene Ontology annotation, molecular function: cell adhesion molecule binding. Gene Ontology annotation, biological process: cell-cell adhesion. Gene Ontology annotation, cellular component: cell-cell junction.